GCGCGCCUGCAUGCAGCGCGGCGCACCCGUGCCUCCCGGAAUCGAAAAACGCGCGAUGCGAUGCCAUCUCCAGCCAUCGGCCCGGCCCAUAAGCCCAGCAGACGUUUAGAUACCCCCCUUCUCUGCGCCCAACCCCCUGGAUUUCCCCCGAAAAAAACCCUGCAAGCGCCCCGCAACCUCCCCGGGACCCGCCUGCCACCAUGGAAAACCAGCUGAACAAGCCGCACCGCGGCAGCGACGGCAAGCGCACCACGGCCAAAAAAAAGUUGCACCAGCAAGGCCACAAUGCCAAAGCGUUCGCCGUGUCGGCGCCCCGCAAACUUGAGCGCAUGGCCCGGCGGUCACAUGACGUGAACGAGAAGAAGCUCCACGUGCCGAUGGUCAACCGCACGCCCGACGACGACCCGCCGCCCGUGAUCGUGGCCAUCGUGGGCCCGCCCGGAACAGGCAAAACCACGCUCAUCAAGUCGUUGGUCAAGCGCUUGACCAAAACCUCGCUCUCCGAGGUCAAGGGCCCCAUCACCGUGGUCAGCGGCAAGCGGCGGCGGCUCACGUUCAUCGAGGUCAAGAACGACUUGAACUCCAUGAUCGACGCGGCCAAGAUCGCGGACCUCGUGCUCUUGCUUGUGGACGGCAACUUCGGGCUCGAGAUGGAGACCAUGGAGUUCUUGAACGUGGCGCAGCACCACGGCAUGCCGCGCGUGUUGGGCGUGGCCACGCACUUGGACCUCUUCCGCAGCCAGAGCACGUUGCGCACGCUGAAAAAGCGCUUGAAGCACCGCUUCUGGACCGAGGUGUACCAGGGCGCCAAGCUCUUCUACCUCUCGGGCGUGCUCAACGGGCGCUACCCGGACCGCGAGAUCUUGAACUUGUGUCGCUUCAUGUCGGUGAUGAAGUUCCGCCCGUUGAAGUGGCGCAACGAGCACCCCUACCUCUUGGCGGACCGCGUGACCGACUUGACCCACCCCCAGGACAUUGCGGCCAACGCCAAGUGCGACCGCCGCGUGGCCUUCUACGGCUACUUGCACGGCACGCCGCUUGCCGCCGCAGACGCCCACGUGCACAUUGCCGGCGUGGGCGACUACCACGUGCACUCGGUCGAGAAGUUGCCGGACCCGUGCCCCACCCCGUAUUUCGAGCAGAAAAUGGACGAGCUCGAGCGCGAGGCCGCCAAGGCCGCGGCGGACGCGGGCGAGGACAUCGUGGCGCCGCGCCGCCGCCGCCGCAAGCGGCUCGACGACAAGCAGAAGACCAUCUAUGCGCCCAUGUCCGACGUGGGCGGCGUGCUAGUGGACCGCGACGCCGUGUACAUCGAUGUCGGCGACAAGCAGUCGUUUGUGCCCGGCGAGGCCCGCGGCGAGGGCGAGCGGCUCGUCACGGACUUGCAGGACGUGCAGAAGACCAUGCACGAGCGCUUUGCCGAGGGCCCGGGCUUGCAGUUGUUUUCGGGGUCCUCGCAGAUUGCGCGGGGGCCUGCGGACUCGGACCCCGCGGCGCUCCGUGGCUUGCUUGACGAGUCUGCCGAGUCUGCCGAGCAUGGCGACACGGGCCGCCGCGCGCCGAGACGCCCGCGUCUCUACGGCACGGCGUUGGCGGACGACACGGAGUUUGACGCCAUGCCGGACGACGCCGGCGAGUCGGAAGGCGAAGGCGAAGGCGAAGAUCAAGACGAAGAUCAAGACAAAGAUCAAGACAAAGACGACGCCGAGGAAGCCGACACAGUGUACGCCGGCGAGCUCCGCCGCCGCAGGUCCGCCGGCUCGGAACUCGCCGACGCGGCCCGUGACCACUUGGAGUACGUGGAGGACUCGGCCUUGUCGUCCGACGACGACAACAACUACGCGGCCAUGGCGUCCAAGCUCCGCGGGUCCGUGCAGCGCCGCUGGAACAUCAACAAGUUGAUGUACUUGGACAACGUGGCGCCGGCCGAGGUGGUGCGGCGCUGGAAGAGCCAGUUCGUGGAGGCCGACGACGACAUCGGCGCCGACGACGACAUCGAGGCCGACGAUGACGCGGACUUCUUCAAGAAAGCGUCGGCGCCCGGGCCCACGGCCGACUUGGACGCGUUCGUGCCCUCGUACCCAUCGGUGGAGGAGCUCCGAGCCAGGUUCGACGCGUCGCGCAUGGAUGACGCCGCGGACAGCGACGCCGAGUACGAAAACGGCUAUGUGGCGUUGAAGGAGCGGUUGCUUGUGGCACCCAAGCUCCUGGACGCCGGCGAGGCCGACGGCGCGGACGAUGACGAGGCGCACGGCGACUUCGAGGACUUGGAGGCCGAUGGCGACGGUCCCGAUUCGGACUCGGGCCAGUCGGACGGCGGCGAUUCCGGCGACGAUUUUGGCGACGAUUCAGGAGACGAGUCCGGAGACGAGUCCGGCGACGACUUCGCCGACUUCGGCGCCGAGGACCCCGCCGACGCGUCCUUGUCCGUGGACCAGAAGCGCGAGCUCAACGCGGCCAAGAAGGCCAAGCUCAAAAUGCAGUUCGAGGACGAAGAGGACCGCGAGUUCGGCGCCGACGACCCCGAGGGCGACACCGAGGCCGACACGUGGUACGAGUUCCAGAAAAACAAGAUGGCCAAGCAGUUGGAGAUCAACAAGGCGCAGUACGACGAGAUGGACCCCGCCACGCGGGCCAAGAUCGAGGGCUUCCGCGCCGGGCUGUACGUCAAGCUCGUGUUCGACAAGUUGCCCUGCGAGCUCAUCGACAACUUGCAGCCCGAGUUCCCCAUCGUGUUGGGCGGGCUCUUGGCCACGGAGUCGCGCUUCGGCAUCAUGAACGUGCGCAUCCGCAGGCACCGGUGGCACAAGAAGAUCCUCAAGUCGCAGGACCCGUUGAUCCUCUCGCUCGGCUGGCGCCGGUUCCAGACCAUCCCCAUCUACACCACGUCGGACUCGCGCACGCGUAACCGGAUGUUGAAGUACACGCCCGAACACGCGUACUGCUUCGCGUCGUUUUACGGCCCGCUCGUGGCGCCCAACACCACGUUCGUGGGCUUCAACAUCAUCGACCAGGCGCAGACCACGGGCUCGUUCCGCGUGGCCGCCACGGGCAUUGUCGAGGACUUGAACCUGUCGGUGGAGAUUGUCAAGAAGUUGAAGUUGGUGGGCCACCCGCACAAGAUCUUCCGCAACACCGCGUUCAUCAAGGGCAUGUUCAACAACGCGUUGGAGGUGGCCAAGUUCGAGGGCGCGUCCAUCCGCACGGUGUCGGGCAUCCGGGGCGAGAUCAAGCGCGCGUUGUCCAAGCCGGACGGCUACUUCCGCGCCACCUUCGAGGACAAGAUCCUCAUGUCCGACACCGUGUUCUUGAAGACCUGGUACCCGGUCAAGGUCAAGGAGUUCUACAACCCGGUCACGUCCAUGCUUCUCCGCGACCACCAGCAGUGGCAGGGCAUGCGGUUGACAGGCCAGGUGCGCGCGGCCAACAGCAUCGAGACGCCGCUUCUCCACGACAGCGCGUACCAAAAGAUCGAGCGGGCCGAGCGUAAGUUCAACCCGUUGCGUGUGCCCAAGCUGAUCCAAAAAGACUUGCCGUUCAAGUCCCAGGUGUCCACGAUGAAGCCGCAGAACAAGCAGUCGUACAUAGCCAAGCGCGCGGUGCUUGUGGACGGCGACGAGAAGAAAAUGCGCGACUUGGUCAACAAGGUCAACACGCUCAAGAAGACCAAGGACAAGAAGCGCAAGGACAAGAAGCAGGAGAAGUUCCAGGACCGUUUGAAGGCGCUCGCCAAGAAGGAGGAGGCCAAGAAGGACAAGGAGAAGGAGCGCAAAAAGAGUAUUUCGCCAAGGAGGGCAAGAAGAGACGCUUGGACCAGAGCGACGGCGGCAGCAACGCGUUUGGUAAGAAGCGCAGGUGAGGUCUGACGAGCUGAGGUUUUGCACCCGCGCGGGUGCUGCAGACCGUGCAGGCCGCGCCGUGCGUGCAGGCAAGGCGACG
Molecule: messenger RNA, 3939 nt
Organism: Metschnikowia bicuspidata var. bicuspidata NRRL YB-4993
Lineage: Eukaryota; Fungi; Ascomycota; Pichiomycetes; Serinales; Metschnikowiaceae
Gene: BMS1
Product: GTPase
Exons: 1
Coding region: 201-3866 (1221 amino acids)
Biological process (GO): ribosome biogenesis; endonucleolytic cleavage of tricistronic rRNA transcript (SSU-rRNA, 5.8S rRNA, LSU-rRNA); maturation of SSU-rRNA from tricistronic rRNA transcript (SSU-rRNA, 5.8S rRNA, LSU-rRNA)
Cellular component (GO): nucleus; 90S preribosome
Molecular function (GO): U3 snoRNA binding; ATP binding; ATP hydrolysis activity
Source: RefSeq, a predicted model, not a curated record